Nilaparvata lugens (brown planthopper) is the source of this 1297-nucleotide messenger RNA. RefSeq lists its product as uncharacterized. Gene Ontology annotation, biological process: MAPK cascade; protein phosphorylation. The transcript has 8 exons. Lineage: Eukaryota; Metazoa; Arthropoda; Insecta; Hemiptera; Delphacidae. The record is from RefSeq and is a predicted model, not a curated record. Bases 1 to 888 code for a protein of 295 amino acids. Gene Ontology annotation, molecular function: MAP kinase kinase activity; ATP binding.
AUGAAGAAACCUAAAGGGCCCUACACACCUACGGAUAUGGCCUAUCUUGGCUCGCCUCGGGCGAAAUCCGGAGCGUCAUACUCGGUGAAGGCUGAGAUCUGGUCGUUGGGACUGUCAUUGGUGGAGUUGGCAACUGGGGUCUACCCUUACUCCCGGUCAACUGCUUUGGACGCCAUCCUCAUGCCAAGAGUGCGGCUGCAUGCUCCGGCUAACUAUCCACAACCAGGGACGCCAUCAGAUGAAUACGACAUGACCUUGGCAGACAUGUUUGCAAGGGAAGAAAAUGAAGCAAGAGCCUUGCCAGCAGCAUCCGGCUCAUCUGUCCAAGGAACAUCCUAUAGGCCGGCAAAUGUCUACAGAAUCCCACAAGCUGACGUGCCAGCAGAGGAUGCAGCCUCAGACAGGCCCUCGACCUCUUCAUCAGACCCAGGGACGCCAUCAGAUGAAUAUGACAUGACCUUGGCAGACAUGUUUGCAAGGGAAGAAGAUGGAGCAAGAGCUUUGCCAGCAGCAUCCGGCUCAUCUGUCCGAGGAUCAUCCUGCAGGCCGGCAAAUUUCUACAGCAUCCCACAAGCUGACAUGUCAGCAGAGGAUGCAGCUUCGGACACGCCCUAUCCCUCUCCAUCAGACUCAGAGGCUUGGGACACACAGCGCUUGUCAUUGUUUGCUGUGAUAGACGCGAUUGUGUCCGGACCACCUCCAGUUCUGCCACACUCCUGCCGCCAUAUUUUCUCUGACGACUUCCGCGACUUUGUCGAACUGUGUCUGCUGAAGAGUCCCUACGAGCGGCCUGGUCUCACAAUGCUGAUGAAUCAUCCAUGGAUCAGAAAAGAAUUGAGAGAGAACGUAUGUAUUGCACACUGGAUUAUUGAAACCAUGCAAUUCUAGACAUCAAUACAAAUAUCAAACCAAGAAGUUGAUGUCCAGGGGUGGCAGGGGGGGGGGCCUAGGCUCCCCCUAAGGAUCAGAUGAAUAAUGAAAAUGCGGGUCUAUCUACACGAAUUCUUGGAACAUCUAAAAACUAGUGACUUGAACUGGAAACUUCCUCCCGGUAAUGUCUAUCCUUAUGAUCAUCUCACUGCAUAUGAUACAUUUCUAUUGAACAAAGUGAAAGAUCUAAAAAAGAUGAAUAAGUUUAUGAAUGAUGAGUAAGCUUAUGUAUGGGUCAAAGACAAGAAAAUUCUCAUUCGAAAGCAGCAAGAUUCUCCUGUGAAGCGAAUAGUGAGUGAAGGUGACCUCAAACUAUUCGAAUAAGACUAGUACACCUAAAUGUUUCCAACAGAAGUCUUAAUAAUUA